AUGUUGCCGAAGAAGUACACGGCCCCUCGCGCCGCUACCGAUGCCAACGCCACCCAGCCGGAGCAGAGGAAGCAGAGGGCGCCGCCGUCCAAACCCCCGGGCAUGUCAAACGCCGACUGGAUGACGGAGGUUCGGCGCCGGAAGGCUGUCACCACCGACCAGACCGACGGAACAGGCUCAACGCCAAGAGGGCUCGGGACAGGGCGGGUGGCGGCGGCUGCCGUGGCGGAGCAGGCGGAUCGCGCGGCGGAACAGGCAGAGGCGUCUCGCGCGGGGAUGAUGAAUCCGGCCGAUGGCCACGGCCCGCGCGCUCCCUGGAGCCAGCAGAGCGUCGGGUCACCGGCUGGCUUCUCGGCGUCUUCAUGGGGCUGCGCGCUCUCGCCUGGUUACGCCGACGACGACGCGCACGGCGGGUUCAACCCCAACAUCACCUUUCCACAUGACCACCCCGCCCAGCGCACACCCUCACCCGCGUUCGCCGGCGUCCAGUACCCCCCGUACACCUACUCGCCGCCGGCUUACGCAUCCUCCCCGACGCCGCCUCUGCGCCAUGGCAGGCUCUUCUCACAAGCCUCGUCGUCACAUCUCGGCAACCCUGACGUGAUGGAGGCCGGCAUGGAUGAAAUUAUCACGACCGACUCGGUCGCCGCCGCCGCCUCCCUCGGGUUCAAUGCCCAAGAAGAGACAAUGGACCUCAACAACAACAUGCACGACGAGCUCGACUACGGCGAGGAGGAUCCAGAGGAGGAGGAGGAGGAGGAGGAGCCGACGCCUGCUCCGACGAGGAGAGGGAAAAAGAAGAAGCGGGCGGCCAGGACCGGCGAGCAGCACGUCAAGUGGGCGGCCAAAGAAGACGAGUGCCUCGCCGAAGAGUGGAAGAUCGUCUGCUUCGACCCGAUCACCGGCAUGAACCAAAGAGCCGACACGUACUGGGAGCGCGUCAAGUCGGAGUUCGAUGAGCGCAAACUGGUCGGCCCUUACUUCGCCGUCGUCCACAUGCAGCGCGGGUCGAAGGCCAUGGCCAACCAUUGGGGGAUCAUCCAAACGGUGUGCAACAAAUGGCAUGGGAUCGUCGAGGAGAUCGCGGCUCGCCCGGAGAACGGCGCCAACACCGAGGGUCAGAUGGUCCGGAUGUUCGCCAUGUAUCGCGAGGACAGCAACACCGACCAAGAUUUCAAGUACCUCCACGUGUUCUCUCAGAUCGAGAAGUGCAAGAAGUGGGCGGUAGUCCGGCGCACCCUCGCCAAGGCCAAGGAGACGUACAAGCCGGACGCGCCGACGCCGGGCGCGGUCGACGGGCGCCUGGACGACAAGAAACGGGCCAAGUCGGCGAAGGACGCCGCGCCGGCUACCGCGCGUCUGCAAGAGUCCAUUGAGCAUUGCGUCGUGGACGCCAAGACCCGGGCCACCCAGAGGGAAGAGAAAAUCGAGGCGCGAUGGUCGGCGUUGAUGACGAACAACACCGAUAAGCUCGACCUGCUCCGGACCAAUGUCCCCACGAAGAAGAGGAACACCGACCUGGCUUUCCUGAUGGGGUGGGGGGCGGACAUGGCGACGAUGGACGAGCAGGUCAAGGCGUGGUACCUGGCGGAGCGUGGCCUCAUCCUGAACCAGAUGACGUUGACGGCGGCGCCAACUCCCACUCGGACCCCAACGCCGCUGCCAAGCCCGAGCAACGCCUCCGCGACGCCAAGCACAGAAGCCUCGCCGACACCGACCAGCCCGCGCACGCCGAUUCCCGCCAGUCCGACGCCGAUGGACGGCGCCGCCGUUUGA
Messenger RNA from Aegilops tauschii subsp. strangulata, 1776 nucleotides. NCBI's taxonomy places the organism in Eukaryota, Viridiplantae, Streptophyta, Magnoliopsida, Poales, Poaceae. The record is from RefSeq and is a predicted model, not a curated record.